AUGACUAAUAUAGCAUAUUUGGGGCCCCAGGGAACGUAUUCCCAUAAGGCUGCCCUGCAAGAGUUUGCAAAUGGUGAAAAUUUCACAUAUGAACCCCAGACCACUAUCCGUAGCUGUAUCAAUGCACUUAGUGACAAAACCGUCUCAUAUGCUGUGAUUCCCUUUGAGAACUCUUCCAAUGGACAGGUGGUAUUCUCCUAUGAUUAUCUCAAAGAUUGGUUUAUGAAUAAGGAAGGUAAUACACCAGAUUUCCGUGUUGUGGGGGAACAAUUUGUCUCCAUUCAUCAUAAUUUAAUUACAAAUGCCCCAAGUUUAGACAAGAUUACCAAGAUUUAUUCGCAUCCACAGGUUUGGAGUCAAUGCAACCGUUUUUUUGAGGCAAAUGAUAAAGUGUUCCCAAAGAGUUUGGAGAAAAUUGACUGUAGCUCAACUUCUCGGGCCGUCCAGAUAGUGAAAGAAACGGUUGAAAAGGGGGAUGAAUAUGUCGCUGCGAUAGCGAGUGAUAUAGCUGCAGAGUUACACAACGUACCAGUAUUCCAAGCGAAUAUCGAAGAUUUUGACGAGAACACUACGAGGUUCUUGAUCCUGGGAUAUGACAGUCUCCCUCUCACUACGGACAAAUCAUCAAAAACAUUGACAUUGAUGGCAUUUAUGCUCAAAAAAGAUGAUAACCAUGGUGCAUUGUGUGAUGCUCUAGCCUGUUUCAAGGAACAUGGAAUCAACUUGCAAACUAUUGCCUCUCGGCCUUCAAAAAUGAAAUCCUGGCAUUACAUUUUCUUUAUAGAGUUCUGGGAUGAUCAAGAUGAAAACACAGUUAAUGCUCUGGAGAAACUGAAUGAUUAUGUUCAAGAGAAAUUUGUUUUGGGAACAUUUCCUCGGUCCAAAAAGUACUGGGACUGA
Messenger RNA from Komagataella phaffii GS115, 900 nucleotides. RefSeq names its product Prephenate dehydratase, catalyzes the conversion of prephanate to phenylpyruvate. The transcript has 2 exons. Bases 1 to 900 code for a protein of 299 amino acids. Gene Ontology annotation, biological process: L-phenylalanine biosynthetic process. Gene Ontology annotation, cellular component: cytoplasm. The record is from RefSeq and is a predicted model, not a curated record. Gene Ontology annotation, molecular function: prephenate dehydratase activity; chorismate mutase activity. Lineage: Eukaryota; Fungi; Ascomycota; Pichiomycetes; Pichiales; Pichiaceae.